Trichophyton benhamiae CBS 112371 is the source of this 1182-nucleotide messenger RNA. RefSeq lists its product as uncharacterized. The record is from RefSeq and is a predicted model, not a curated record. Gene Ontology annotation, molecular function: protein kinase activity; ATP binding. Gene Ontology annotation, biological process: regulation of mRNA processing; protein phosphorylation; spliceosomal complex assembly. The transcript has 4 exons. Lineage: Eukaryota; Fungi; Ascomycota; Eurotiomycetes; Onygenales; Arthrodermataceae. Bases 1 to 1182 code for a protein of 393 amino acids.
AUGUCAACUGCUACAACUCGGUUGUAUGAAUGUACCAUCGAUGUCGAGGACCCAAACGGUUAUCACACGGGACGAUACUUUCCAGUGAUAUUGGGGAAUGAGUUCAAGGGCGGUAGAUACCGUGUUCUGCAUAAGCUUGGAUGGGGUGGAUUCGCAACUGUCUGGCUGGCGAGAGAUAACCUGACCUCCUCCAAUGUGGCCGUGAGGAUUAUCAAUAUGAACGAUAGCUCCCAAGAGUUCAAAGUUCUACACCACCUUCAACAUUCAAGCGUUGCCCAGGCAAAUGUUGACCACCCAGGUCGUGCUUCAGUGCUCCAGCUCCUUGACCACUUUGAGCUCGCAACUCCAUACAUGGGUUUGGUAUUCCCGGUCAUGGGCAUGGACCUUCGGUCUCGGAUAGACGCUCAGCGCGGACAACGCUUGCCAAAGCAGGCUGCGUUAAACGUCGGUUACCAAGUAGCCCUCGGCCUGGACUACCUCUGGAAAUGCGGCAUUGCACAUGGAGAUUUAUAUUCUCAAAAUAUCCUCUACUCUGCACCUGCUGUAUCUCGAAUAUCGGAAGAUAAGAUUAUGCCUUACUUGGGAAAUCCGGUGACUGGCAGGGUUCGAAUGACAGACGGCCAAAGCCCUCCGCCUUCGAUGCCUCCUUAUUUGGUCCGGCCAGCUUCGAUCCGCGGUGACGAUGUGGACGUUAAGAUUGCUGACUUAGGGAACGCUGCCUCAAAAAGGCGUGAGAAAACUGCUGACAGGAAGAUUUCCAAGAUAUUUGAAAUUAUCACCGGAAGGACAUUCAUGGAUGCAUUCUUAGCAGACCGGAUGGACAUGAUCGUUGGCUUGAAACGAGUCCUUGGACAGCCGCCAUUAAUGUGGCGUAAUGCCUUGGAAAGCAAUGUUCGAAAUAUGCUUGAUAGUACCCCCGCCCGAGAUAUGGGAUUCUACCAGUAUCUUGAACUCAACUACAAUCAGGAUGACGCUAAGCUCUUAGCUCUCGAUGGCUAUGAAGACGAAGAAGAAUUUCCCAUCGAAGAAUCCGAGAAGCUGCCGCCAGAGUUUAGUAAGACAGACCUGGCGUCUUUGACGGAGAUUUUAUCUGGACCGCUCAGUUAUGAACCCCAAGGGAGAGGUACCCCAGCGUCUCUACUCAGAUCUCUUUCUCUCGCCUGGAUAAGUGACAUGAUUUGA